Juglans regia (Persian walnut) is the source of this 1360-nucleotide messenger RNA. RefSeq names its product cold shock protein 2. The record is from RefSeq and is a predicted model, not a curated record. Gene Ontology annotation, molecular function: nucleic acid binding; zinc ion binding. Bases 292 to 1050 code for a protein of 252 amino acids. The transcript has 2 exons. Lineage: Eukaryota; Viridiplantae; Streptophyta; Magnoliopsida; Fagales; Juglandaceae.
CACUUGCUUUACUCGAACUCGAAUAAUUUAGGUGAUUGAUGUUAUACAAUAAAUUAAUUAUAUUAAUUAAAAUUCUUAAAAGAAUAAUGAGGCUCCACGGUUAGCUAUCAUAGACGAAAGCACGUCAGAUGUAUCCCUGAAAGGAAAGAGGUAUAUUAUUAGGAGAAGGCCCAAGCGUUCUAGAGAAUUUUGGAGAGAAUCGUAUGCGUUUAGGGUUUUUGCUUUUUGAUUAAAUUUAAGGCGCUCGUCUGUGGCCUUUCCGUAUUAGUUAAGGGUUAGGGUUUCGUUCCAAUGGCGGAAGAGAGAUCCACUGGUGUGGUAAGGUGGUUCAACGAUGUCAAGGGUUUCGGGUUCAUCACGCCCGACGACGGAGGAGAAGAUCUGUUCGUCCAUCAGUCCGCCAUCAAAUCCGAGGGUUUUCGUAGCCUGGCUGAGGGCGAGCACGUCGAGUUCCAGAUCGAGCUCGGCGUUAACGAGAGGACCAAGGCCGUGAACGUCACCGGUCCCGACGGAUCUCCCCUUCAGGGCAACAAGAAGGACAGUUACGUACGGUCCGGACGCGGAGGUGGUGGCGGUUGGAGAAGCGGCGGUGGCGGAGAUAGGCGUAACAGUGGCGGUGGUGCCGGUUGUUACAAUUGUGGCGAUCCUAGGCACUUGGCCAGGGAUUGUUACAAAGGGAACAUUGGCGGCGGUGGCGGUGGCGGUGGCGGUGGCUGUUUCAAUUGUGGUGAGGUUGGGCACAUGGCUAGGGACUGUCCUAACGGAAACAAUGGCGGCGGCGUCGUCGGUGGUGGUGGCGGUGGUGGCGCGUGUUAUACCUGUGGUGGGUUCGGGCACUUGGCAAGGGACUGCAGGGGUGGCGGUAGUGCUGGCGGUGGCGGUGGUGGUGGCCCGUGCUUUUCUUGUGGGGCUUUCGGUCAUCUUGCUAGGGAUUGCCGCAACAAUGUCAUUUCCGGGAGGUUCAGCGGUGGCGGUGGCGGAGGAAGAAGCGGCUGUUUCAACUGUGGGAAACAAGGACACCUUGCCAAAGAAUGCCCUGACGUCGCUUGAUUAUGAAGAAAAAAGAGAUGGUUUUAUAUUUUGUGCUGGUUUUGACUUGGUGAUCGGCUGUUCGAUAGCAUUUUUUCAGUAUGCCUAACACAGAUGUGGUGUGGUUCGGAUAAGAACUAGGGAUGUUGACAUGUUCUCUAACCGAUCAGCUCUCUUCUUCAAUUGUGAAUUAACCGACUUCGAUAUUUAGUUUGGUGAUAUUAGAUGUGAUGGCCUGAUUAUCUACUAUUAUGAGCUGCGUCAUUAAUAUUGUCUUUUAUAUAUUUAAUAAUAUUAUAUUUUUAUUGGGAGGUUCUGCUCUCAUUUUGGU